Cladocopium goreaui is the source of this 511-nucleotide messenger RNA. Lineage: Eukaryota; Dinophyceae; Suessiales; Symbiodiniaceae. The record is from the annotation of a GenBank genome assembly.
UUGCCUCAAGCACUCAGGGACGCUAUUUUGCUCACGGGUGUCGGCAUUGCCAUGGCGCUGAAAUCCGGUGUAUUCGCUUGCCUCCUCCUUGCAUUGCGCGUGAGCUGCGACAACGCCAUGCCACAGGAGACUGAGAAGAGCCGAGUGCCUUUUCCCGAGAACCUCAAGGAGACUGAGAAAAGCGGCUCCACCAUCCUUGCAUUGGGCUCUGGAGCUGAACACACCAACCGUACAGACAUUGCCUCACAAAACGUGAGCUUGAACAACGCCCCGGUCCAUCAGCUCAAGGUAGGAAGAUGUUCGUGCAGGGCUAAUACCUGCGGCACCGGGGACCAUCCCAGGUGUUGUAGAUGUUGUCCGGCUUGGUCGGAAGCGUGCUACAGGAGGUAGGUGUUCUGUAUGAGGCCGCCAUCACUCUGCCAAUUUUGGUGAAGGUGCUUGCGAAGGCUUGCUCUUCCAAAAGGACGAGUUGCCAGACAGUGCUUUGAGCAGAUCCUUUUGUCAUUGAAAA